AUGGUACACCCAAGGAGACCACAGGCCUUCGCUGAGCGCUGUAUCGCUGUCUUUCGCCAGCUGCCGGUCCACCUACAGGCCGCAUUCAAGUUCAGAGUACUGGGGUCUUCUGCCGUUCUAGGCGCUCUGAUCAUCGUGCUGCGCUUCGCUUUGUCGCGCUCACGGCGAAAGUCCCGGAGAGUUACUGACUUUGAGCGUAUCGCUCGGCGACUGAAGGACGACAAGAAGUCCGGCGCAAGCGAAUAUGACAUAGUGAUUGUAGGCGGCGGGACAGCUGGCUGUGUGCUUGCUUCUCGCUUGUCUGAGAACCCGAAGCUUCAGGUCUUGCUCAUCGAGGCCGGCGGCAGUUCUGUGCACAACCCCCUCUCGCGCGUCCCAGCCAUGUACCACAAGUUCUUCCAUACAGGAUAUGACUGGGACAUAUUCACUGUCCCCCAAGAACAUGCUGCAUCGAAACGCAAGUACUGGCCAAGGGGAAGGAUGUUAGGCGGAUGCUCGUCUAUGAAUGCUAUGAUGUAUGGCUCAAUCCCCUUUCACCAUGGCGCCCCUUCAGACUUCGACGAGUGGGCUGCAAUGCAGAAGGGCCAAGAGGGCGCUUCGGAUUGGACACAUGAGAACUUCAGCAAAUACUUCCGGAAGUUUGAAAAGUUCCAUCCGAGCAAGGAUUACUCACUGGUUGACGUCGCCCUUCGUGGGACCUCAGGGCCGGUGCAUGUGGGCUACUUCGGGAAUGAUUCUGACACUACCAAGUACUUCCUUGAGGCCUGCCACAACGCCGGACUGGAGCGUAGCCCAGAUCUGAAUACGGAGAAGGGUACCCUCGGGUCGAGCAAAACGAUGACGUUCAUCGACUCUAAAGGGCGGCGCGUGACGACGGAGUCUGCGUACCUUACCCCGGAAGUGCUUGCGCGCCCGAACCUUGUCAUCGCUACCCACGCGCAGGUGACGCGUAUCGUGUUCGAGACGACUGAGGGUAAGGCUCCGAGAGCGGUGGGGGUGCAGUUCAAAGACAGGACAGGAGAGUUGUUCGAGGUGAGGGCGAAGAAGGAGGUAGUGAUAUCAGCGGGUGCCAUACAUACACCUCAAAUCCUCAUGCUCUCGGGCAUCGGUCCAGCAGACCACCUCGCCUCGCACGACAUCCCCGUCCUCGUUGACCACCCGGCGUCGGUUUGGGAAGGUAGACCCGCAGCAAUCGUCAAGCAGUUGACGUACUUCGCUGAGUAUAAGCUCUGGGCGACGGGCCCGCUUACCACGAAUGUUGCUGAAGCCGCCGCGUUCGCGCGUUCCUCUGAUGCUUCUCUCCUGGCUAAGGCUGGUGUCACACUGUCCGCGUCGGACGACCUGGAAGACUCCACGUCGGGGCCGGGUGCGCCAGACAUUGAGAUAUUCUUCACGCCGCUGUCGUAUAUCGAACACGGGAGGAUUCCCUUCCCGCAGGGACAUCACGUCGGGGUGCAUAUCGUCCUCCUGAGGCCGACAAGCACGGGCACCGUGAGACUGCAGUCCGCCAACCCGUCCGACGCGCCGACCGUUGAUCCCAAAUACCUCGCCACGCAACACGACAUCGCCGUCCUCGUCCGCGCGACGCGCCUCAUCGCGCACAUCGUCAACACGCCUCCGUUCUCGUCCGCGGUCCUCGACCCCGCCGGGGCCGCCGACACCUCGGGCCUGCUCAACCACACCCUCGCGCAGCAGUCGGACGCGGAGAUCGAGGCGACCAUCCGCGACCGCGUCGAGACGCUGUACCACCCGACGUCUACCGCGCGGAUGGCCCCGCGGGAGGACGGCGGCGUGGUGGACCCGCUCCUGCGCGUGCACGGCGUCGAGGGGCUGAGGGUGUGCGAUGCGAGCGUGUUCCCGACCAUCACGAGCGGGCAUACCGUCUCGCCGACAAUUGCACUCGCGGAGAGAGCUGCGGAGAUGAUUCUCGAGGCGUAUAGGGAGUGA
Fomitopsis serialis is the source of this 1947-nucleotide messenger RNA. RefSeq names its product GMC oxidoreductase. The transcript has 17 exons. NCBI's taxonomy places the organism in Eukaryota, Fungi, Basidiomycota, Agaricomycetes, Polyporales, Fomitopsidaceae. Bases 1 to 1947 code for a protein of 648 amino acids. Gene Ontology annotation, molecular function: oxidoreductase activity, acting on CH-OH group of donors; flavin adenine dinucleotide binding. The record is from RefSeq and is a predicted model, not a curated record.